UACUCUUUUCUCUCUCUCUCUCUCUCUCUUUCAAAGGUUAAGUGGGCUGUCUGUAGAAAUGGUGGAUGUUGAAAGAGUCUGUUGUAUGUGUGGUGACGUUGGUUUCCCUGACAAGAUCUUCCGCUGUAUCAAGUGUCAUCACCGCUUCCAACACUCGUAUUGUAGCAACUACUAUAGCGAAUCAUCGGAUCCGCCAGAGCUAUGUGAUUGGUGCCAAACCGAGGUGAGUCGAACCACCAAACACGCUGGUUCUUCGAAGAAACCAAGCUCAAAAUCCGACGCCGGAGCCAGUAACCAGUUAGAAUAUUCCGGUGACAAGAUCAAGCAGCAUGAUCGUGAAGAGGGUUUUGAAAAAGGCAAGUCAUCGUCAUCCACUGGAGCUCCAUCUCCAAAGACCAGUACUCGAAGGUACAAGCUCCUCAAAGAUGUCAUGUGUUAACUAAAUAUUGGGGUUUGGUACCAAAGGUGAGACCUUUAUGGAUCGAGUUUAAUGUUUCCAGACUGUAAUUCUUUGUUUGACUAGCUUGGGGGUAAAAUGGGAACAAAAUAUUGUCUAUAUAGAAUGAAGAUGGGGUGGUGGGGGUGGUGAAAACAAAGCGUUUUCACUGUUCUUUUUUGCUUUUGUGAUAUAUGUUUUUGGACCUCCAUGACUUUGUUUCAUAAAUAAAAGCUACAUAAGCUUUCUGAUCU
Cynara cardunculus var. scolymus (artichoke) is the source of this 690-nucleotide messenger RNA. RefSeq lists its product as uncharacterized. NCBI's taxonomy places the organism in Eukaryota, Viridiplantae, Streptophyta, Magnoliopsida, Asterales, Asteraceae. The coding region runs from base 59 to 439 and encodes 126 amino acids. The transcript is spliced from 2 exons. The record is from RefSeq and is a predicted model, not a curated record.